AUGGCGCGCUCGAAGCAGGCCACGCCCGUGAGGCGGCAAACCUCGUCCGAGUACUUUUCCAAAGUCGACCUCGCGCGCACGCCUAGCGACGGCGAGGCGACGCAACCCAACGGCAAGGCGACUGCUGUCGCAGCCGUCCCGGUCGAGGCCAAGGAGGCCGGCGCAUUGCAGAUUCUGAUCGCCGUUGGCGGUAUCUACGCCUCAUUCCUGACAUGGGCAUACCUCCAAGAGAAGCUCACGACGACUCCCUACGGCCCCGCGUCCAAGCCCGAAGUCUUCAAGUAUCCCGUUUUCCUCAACACGAUCCAGUCCCUCUUCGCCGCGACGACAGGCCUGCUUUACCUCGCCUAUAGCUCCCGCAACAAGCCCUCGCUCCCGCCCGUCUUCCCCUCGCAGAAGAUCGUCUGGCCCCUCGCCCUCGUCGCCGUCACCUCCUCCCUCGCGUCCCCCUUCGGAUACGCCAGCUUGAGCCACAUUGACUACAUCACCUUCCUGCUCGCCAAGUCCUGCAAGCUGGUCCCGGUGAUGCUGCUGCACACCACGCUCUUUGGCAAGAGCUACCCUCUGUACAAGUACCUCGUCGUCGCGGGCGUGACAGCUGGCGUGGCCGUGUUCACCCUGCACUCUGGCAGCAAGAAGAAGAAGUCGGUCGUCAACCCGGACGCGAACAUGCCGUGGGGCAUGCUUCUGCUGAGCAUCAACCUGCUCUUCGACGGCCUGACGAACAGCACGCAGGAUUACAUCUUCAGCACGUUCAAGGGCUACACCGGCCCGCAGAUGAUGUGCGCCAACAACCUUAUGAGCACGGCCGUCACGCUGGGCUAUCUGCUGCUGAGCCCGUGGCUCGUUCACACCGGCCUCGGCGAGUAUCUCGGCAUGGACGUCGCCGGGAAUGCGGGGGAGUUGAAGGCUGCGUUGGGCUUCAUGGCGAGAUACCCUGCGGUCUGGUGGGAUGUGCUCGGGUUUGCCGCGUGCGGUGCCGUCGGGCAGGUUUUCAUCUUCUACACCCUCUCAACUUUCUCCUCAGUGCUUCUGGUCACCGUCACCGUUACACGCAAGAUGGUCACUAUGGCGCUCUCUGUCUUCGCCUUCGGCCACAGCCUCUCCAGCCAGCAGUGGCUCGGCGUCUCGCUCGUCUUCGGUGCCAUCGGUGCUGAGGCACAGAUCGCGACCAAGGAGAAGAAGGCACAGGAGGCUGCCAAAAGGGCUGCUGCGGCUGGCAAGACGCAAUAA
Colletotrichum aenigma is the source of this 1233-nucleotide messenger RNA. Its product is annotated as UDP-galactose transporter-like protein 1. The transcript has 3 exons. Gene Ontology annotation, molecular function: UDP-glucose transmembrane transporter activity; UDP-galactose transmembrane transporter activity. Gene Ontology annotation, biological process: UDP-galactose transmembrane transport. Gene Ontology annotation, cellular component: endoplasmic reticulum membrane; Golgi membrane. The coding region runs from base 1 to 1233 and encodes 410 amino acids. Lineage: Eukaryota; Fungi; Ascomycota; Sordariomycetes; Glomerellales; Glomerellaceae. The record is from RefSeq and is a predicted model, not a curated record.